Messenger RNA from Budorcas taxicolor (takin), 2661 nucleotides. RefSeq names its product oxysterol binding protein like 3 (gene OSBPL3). Gene Ontology annotation, molecular function: cholesterol binding. The record is from RefSeq and is a predicted model, not a curated record. Gene Ontology annotation, cellular component: cytosol; plasma membrane; intracellular membrane-bounded organelle. The coding region runs from base 1 to 2661 and encodes 886 amino acids. Lineage: Eukaryota; Metazoa; Chordata; Mammalia; Artiodactyla; Bovidae. The transcript has 22 exons.
AUGAGUGAUGAGAAGGGCCUUGCGGUAUCCCAAAAAUUGGUCUCACCUUCAAGGAGCACAAGCAGCUGCUCUUCCAAGCAAGGAAGUCGACAGGACAGCUGGGAAGUGGUGGAAGGACUGAGAGGAGAGAUGAAUUACACCCAAGAGCCACCAAUACAGAAAGGAUUUUUGCUGAAAAAGAGAAAAUGGCCCUUGAAAGGCUGGCAUAAGAGAUUCUUCUAUCUGGACAAAGGAAUCUUGAAGUAUGCCAAGAACCAAACUGACAUAGAGAGAGAGAAGCUGCAUGGCUGCAUCGACGUCGGGCUCUCGGUGAUGUCUGUGAAGAAGUCAUCCAAGUGCAUAGACCUGGAUACCGAGGAGCACAUUUACCAUCUGAAGGUAAAGUCAGAGGACGUCUUUGAUGAGUGGGUAUCCAAACUCCGCCACCACAGAGUGUACCGUCAGAAUGAAAUCGCCAUGUUUCCGCAUGAAGUUAAUCAUUUUUUCCCAGGAUCUGCAGUCACAGACUCUGGUCCUGGGGUCAUGGACACCGUUUCAAGUAGGAAGCGUAGCAGUAUAUCAAAGCAGAAUUCGUUUCAAACCGGAAGCAAUUUAUCAUUUUCUUGUGGUGGUGAGACUCGAGUUCCAUUAUGGUUACAGUCUUCAGAGGACAUGGAAAAAUGCUCCAAAGAACUGGCACACUGUCACUCCUACCUGCUGGAGAUGAGCCAGCUCCUGCAAAGUAUGGACAUCCUGCAUCGGACAUAUUCGGCACCAGCUAUCAAUGCCAUCCAGGGUGGAGCUUUUGAAAGUCCCAAAAAGGAAAAAAGAUCACACAGGAGGUGGCGGUCCAGAGCUCUUGGCAAAGACGCUAAAGGAAUGCUGCAGGUACCUAAGCCUUUUUCUGGCCCAAUAAGACUGCAUUCCUCCAAUCCUAAUUUGUCUACACUAGAUUUUGGAGAAGAGAAAAAUUAUUCUGAUGGCUCUGAAACCUCAUCAGAGUUUUCUAAAAUGCAAGAGGAUCUGUGUCAUAUUGCCCAUAAAGUCUACUUCACUUUAAGGUCAGCUUUUAAUACCAUAUCAACGGAGAGAGAGAAACUGAAGCAACUGAUGGAGCAAGAUGUUUCUGCCUCCCCCUCUGCCCAAGUCCUUGGUCUGAAGCAUGCCUUGUCAUCCGCCCUAGCACAAAACACUGAUCUUAAAGAACGCUUAUGCAGAAUCCAUGCCGAGUCUCUGCUCCUCGACCUCCCUGCUGCUGCCAAGUCGGGUGACGGUCUGGCAGAGGAAAACUCCGGAGAUGACAGUCGGGCUCUGGUCCAUCAGCUUUCCAAUGAGAGCAGACUGUCCAUCACUGACUCUCUCUCAGAGUUUUUUGAUGCCCAGGAAGUUCUGUUGUCUCCAAGCUCUUCAGAAAAUGAGAUUUCUGAAGAUGAUUCAUAUGUCAGUGACAUAAGUGACAACCUUUCCUUGGACAAUCUCAGUAAUGACUUGGAUAAUGAGAGACAAACGUUGGGGCCAGUGAUCGAUAGUGGUGGGGAGGCCAAAUCCAAAAGAAGGACGUGUUUGCCGGCACCGUGCCCCAAGUCCAGUAACAUCAGCUUAUGGAACAUCCUGAGAAACAACAUCGGGAAGGACCUGUCUAAGGUGGCCAUGCCGGUGGAGCUCAAUGAGCCCCUCAACACGCUGCAGAGGCUCUGCGAGGAGCUGGAGUACAGCGAGCUCCUGGACAAGGCCGCCCAGCUGCCCAACGCCCUGGAGAGGAUGGUGUACGUGGCAGCCUUUGCCGUGUCCGCAUAUGCAUCUAGCUACUUCCGUGCCGGGAGUAAGCCUUUUAAUCCGGUCCUUGGAGAAACAUAUGAAUGUAUUCGUGAGGACAAGGGCUUCCGGUUUUUUUCAGAACAGGUCAGCCACCAUCCACCUAUCUCUGCAUGUCACGCUGAGUCUGCAAAUUUUGUUUUCUGGCAAGAUGUGAGAUGGAAAAACAAAUUCUGGGGCAAAUCCAUGGAAAUCGUUCCGAUUGGCACAACCCAUGUGACUCUGCCAGUUUUUGGAGAUCAUUUUGAGUGGAACAAAGUGACCUCUUGCAUCCACAACAUCUUAAGUGGGCAGAGGUGGAUCGAGCACUAUGGAGAGAUCGUCGUCAAGAACCUGAAUGACGAUUCCUGCCACUGCAAAGUGAACUUUAUAAAGGCGAAAUACUGGAGCACUAACGCCCAUGAGAUUGAAGGUACAGUGUUUGACCAGAGUGGAAAAGCAGUACAUCGGCUCUUUGGGAAAUGGCACGAGAGCAUCUACUGUGGCGGCUCCUCCUCAUCCGCUUGCAUCUGGAGAGCAAAUCCCAUGCCAAAAGGCUAUGAGCAAUAUUAUGGCUUCACACAGUUUGCACUAGAAUUAAAUGAAAUGGAUCCAUUGUUAAAGUCUUUAUUACCACCUACCGACACUCGAUUCAGGCCAGAUCAAAGGUUUCUAGAAGAAGGGAACGUAGAAGAAGCUGAAAUACAAAAGCAGAGGAUUGAACAGCUGCAGAGAGAAAGGCGGCGGGUCUUAGAAGAAAAUAAGGUGGAACACCAGCCGAGGUUUUUCAGGAAAUCCAUUGAUGACUCUUGGGUGAGCAACGGCACCUAUUUGGAACUUAGGAAAGAUUUUGGUUUUUCCAAACUGGACCAUCCUGUCUUGUGGUGA